Molecule: messenger RNA, 1196 nt
Organism: Sorghum bicolor (sorghum)
Lineage: Eukaryota; Viridiplantae; Streptophyta; Magnoliopsida; Poales; Poaceae
Product: GDSL esterase/lipase At2g23540
Exons: 5
Coding region: 1-1044 (347 amino acids)
Molecular function (GO): hydrolase activity, acting on ester bonds
Source: RefSeq, a predicted model, not a curated record
AUGGAGAGAAGCAUAAUGGAAGACCUCCAAGAUAUGGAGAAGAAAAGCAUUAUGGGGAAACAAUGGAACAAUGACAACGACUACAACAGAUGCUUAUUUGCUUGUCCCAAGAGAACGAAAUUUAAAAUGCCUGGAAAAAUAUGGACCAUCCAUAGAGAGAAAUCGAACGGUAAAAAACCAGGAGCCAAGAAUCUAGGAUUCGAGAAGAGCCCGCUGGCUUAUCUGGUGCUGAAAGCGCGCAAUUAUCUGAUCCCGAGCGCCAUCACAAGAGGAGUAAGCUAUGCAUCGGCAGGAUCUGGGAUUCUCGACUCCACUAACGCGGGAAACAACAUCCCGCUGUCGCAGCAGGUGCGGCUGUUCGAGUCGACCAAGGCCGAGAUGGAGGCCAAGGUGGGCCCCCGUGCGGUGAGCAAGCUGCUCUCCAGCUCCUUCUUCCUCGUCGGCGCCGGCAGCAACGACUUCUUCGCCUUCGCGACGGCGCAGGCCAAGCAGAACAGGACGGCGACGCAGAGCGACGUCACGGCCUUCUACGGCACCCUCCUCUCCAACUACUCCGCCACCAUCACGGAGCUGUACAAGCUGGGCGCGAGGAAGAUUGGCAUCAUCAACGUGGGUCCCGUCGGCUGCGUCCCCCGCGUGCGCGUGCUCAACGCCACCGGCGCGUGCGCCGACGGCAUGAACCAGCUCGCCGCCGGCUUCGACGCCGCGCUCAAGUCCGCCAUGGCCGCCCUCGCCCCGAAGCUGCCGGGGCUCGCCUACUCCGUCGCCGACAGCUUUGGCCUCACGCAGGCGACGUUCGCCGACCCGAUGGGGCUAGGGUUCGUGAGCUCGGACAGCGCCUGCUGCGGGAGCGGGCGGCUGGGAGCGCAGGGCGAGUGCACGUCCACGGCCAUGCUCUGCGCCGCCCGCGACAGCUAUAUUUUCUGGGACUCUGUGCACCCGUCGCAGCGGGCCGCCAUGUUGAGCGCCCAAGCGUACUUUGAUGGCCCGGCCCAGUAUACCUCGCCCAUCAGCUUCAAGCAGCUGGCCAACAUGAUGAGCUAGAUUGUUAUUUAAUCAUUCCGAGACCGUUUUUUUUAUAUAUAAAAGUGAUGUAUGUGCUUAUGUAUUUCUUUCGUGCGUGCAUUAUGUGUGCGUGUUUCAUUUGUUUAUUCUUGUGACAAUGUGAUCCAUAGCAAUAAUUAAUCAAUCGAAGU